Amaranthus tricolor (Joseph's coat) is the source of this 732-nucleotide messenger RNA. RefSeq lists its product as uncharacterized. Gene Ontology annotation, molecular function: catalytic activity. Bases 1 to 732 code for a protein of 243 amino acids. The record is from RefSeq and is a predicted model, not a curated record. NCBI's taxonomy places the organism in Eukaryota, Viridiplantae, Streptophyta, Magnoliopsida, Caryophyllales, Amaranthaceae. The transcript has a single exon.
AUGAACUGUCUAUUUUGGAAUAUCCGAGGGAUUGGUAAAGGUGAAAAAACUUUAGCUAUUAAAUCUCUUCUUUCAAAGAAAAAUGUCUCCUUUAUGGGUUUGGUUGAAACAAAACAUCGACAACCUUUUCAGCCCAGACUGAGAAGAUUAUGGGGAAAUGACGAUUAUGACUAUUGUGAAGUUUUGGCCUCUGAAACACAUGGGGGUGGAAUUAUUGCUGUUUGGGAUAAACAAACUUUUCAUGCCUCUGUUAAACAUAAGGGUGGUAGAUGGAUCUGCAUAGAAGGGUGUAUCAAAGAUCACAAUUUUGAGUGCUGCGUUGGGGUGAUCUAUGGGAAUAAUGAUAGAUUGAGUAGAUUAGCUAUGUUUGAGGAGCUCAAAGAGAAGGCGGAGAUUAUCAACAAACCACUACUUAUACUUGGAGAUUUCAAUGUCACAAUACACUCAGGGGAAAGAACAGGAACUAUCUCAUGUAGCCGCAGUAUGAGGGAUUUCUCGAAGUGGAUAGACGAAUUAAGGUUACUUGACAUUCCACUACAUGGGGUGAGAUUUACAUGGAGAAGAAAUGAUUCCAAAAGUAGACUAGACAGAGCUUUAUGCAGUCAUGAAUGGUUGACAGCAUUUCCGAAUAUGAACAUGACGGGUCUAAGUAGAAGCUUCUCAGAUCAUAAUCCUCUACUCUUAACGUUGGAAGUGUACAACGACUGGGGCCCGAAACCUUUCAGAUGCUAG